Molecule: messenger RNA, 1878 nt
Organism: Argentina anserina (silverweed cinquefoil)
Lineage: Eukaryota; Viridiplantae; Streptophyta; Magnoliopsida; Rosales; Rosaceae
Product: mitochondrial-processing peptidase subunit alpha-like
Exons: 13
Coding region: 95-1648 (517 amino acids)
Biological process (GO): proteolysis
Cellular component (GO): mitochondrion
Molecular function (GO): metalloendopeptidase activity; metal ion binding
Source: RefSeq, a predicted model, not a curated record
CACAAAGCAACCACUCUCCUCCUCCCCUCUCUCUUUCUCUCUCUUCCUCCGAAAUCAGUCCAACGCUUUAUCAGCUACUAUCGGCGUCGCCGCCAUGUUAAAAACCGCCUCGUCACGCCUCAGGGCUCUCAAGGGAAGGAUAGGCAUUAGGGGAGUGGCUAGGUUUUCGACAUUGGGUGAAGUUCCGAGUUCAGCCACCGCUGCUGCGGCGAAGCCUUCGUCGUCUCCUUUGGGUGGUUUGUUUGGUUGGCUGACCGGAGGACGGUCCACGACUAUGCCUCCACUGGACAUCCCUCUUGAAGGUGUUAAGAUUCCACCUGCAUUGCCGGAUUAUGUUCAGCCGGAGAAGCCGAAGAUUACUACUCUGCCUAAUGGUGUCAAAAUAGCUUCCAUGAAGUCUGAGAUACCUACAGCUUCUAUAGGCUUGUAUAUAAAUUGUGGUUCAUUCGGGGCCUCGCACCUGCUGGAGCGUAUGGCUUUCAAGAGCACAAGAAACCGUAGUCAUCUGCGUAUUGUGCGGGAGGUAGAGGCCAUUGGUGGCACUGUUCAAGCGUCGGCGUAUCGCGAGCAGAUGAGUUACACCAUUAGUUCUCUGAAGACUUAUGUUCCUGAAAUGGUGGAACUGCUUAUUGAUUCAGUUCGAAAUCCUGUUUUCCUUGAUUGGGAAGUGAAAGAAGAACUUUGCAGGGUGAAAAAUGACAUUGGUGAAGCCUCCAAAAACCCUGAAGCUCUUGUAUUGGAAGCAGUUCACUCUGUUGGUUAUAAGGGAGGACUGGCAAAUCCACUCUUGGUCCACGAAUCUUUGAUUAGUAGACUAGAUGGUGAAACUUUGGAUGGAUUCGUUGCCGAAAAUUAUACUGCUCCUCAGAUGGUGCUGGCUGCUUGUGGUGUUGAACAUGAGGAACUUCUAAAAGUUGCAGAACCACUUUUGUCAGAUCUUCCCAGUGUCCCUCUUGCUAAGGAGCCAAAGUCUGUGUAUACAGGAGGUGACUACCGUUGUCAAGCUGAGUCAGGGGAUACUCAUUUUGCUCUUGCAUUUGAACUUCCUGGUGGAUGGCUUAGAAUGAAGGAUGCGAUGAUUUUGAAUGUUCUUGAGAUGCUAAUGGGAGGAGGUGAAUCCUAUUCAUCUGGCGGACCUAGAAAAGGGAUGAACUCGCGAUUAUAUAUUCGUGUGUUGGCUAAAAAUCCCGAGGUUAAGUCGAUGUCAGCAAUCAAUAGCAUCUACAACAAUAGUGGUAUAUUUGGCAUCCAAACUUCUACUAGUUCUAAUUAUGUGGCAGCAGCCAUUGAUAUAGCCGCAAAUGAGCUUAUUGCGCUUGCAACACCGGGAGAAGUUGACGUGGUACAGCUAGAUCGGGCCAAACAGUCGAUGAAGUCUUCCAUACUUAUGAAUUUGGAAUCGAGAAUGGUUGUAGUAGAGGAUAUGGGGAGACAAAUCCUAACUUACAAUGAAUGGAAAAUGGAGCAGCUCAUGAAGGCUGUAGAUGAGGUUUCUAUGGAAGAUAUUACUACAACUGUUCAAAAGCUUUUAUCGACCCCUCUUACUAUGGCAUCAUAUGGAGAUGUCACUAAAGUCCCAGACUAUGAUUUAGUCAGCCGAAAAUUUUCCCUCACAAAGAACACAGAGCCAGCAAGGAAGACAACUUAAAAUGCAAUAGCUUUCAUUUCCCAAGCUGGGCAUUUACCUCCCGUCUUCGUAGUGUUGGCAUACAAGCACAUAUUUAGGCAUCAUAGGAGAAGAAUCAUGAUAUAUCCGUAUUAUUGUUUGUAAGCAUUAAAGCAAAAGCCAUGUUACCUGUUAUUAGCAGCUAGCUGUAUGCAUAUAUAAUCAAAGAAAUGACACAAAUCAGAGAUAUCUUGGGCCAUUUUCGUCUCCUU